GAAAAUUGGAUGGGUCCAGUCGGUCUUCCACUGCGAAUGUCCAAGUCUUCUUUCUUCCUCUACACCGUCUUUCUUUAUCAUUUUUUUUCUUUUGCCUCUGGAACUCUGUACCUGACUGGGUUCAGGCAAAUUUUCCAUCUCUUGCCCGCAAAGUCUAUCUCUCUCUUCGUCUAUUUGUCCGAUUGAAAUGUUGUCGCUGCCCUUAUCACUGCGACUGUGACCGCUUUUAUGCGGCCUUGUCUUGGACAUCUGAAUUCUUCGCCGAUUCGUACUUUCGAACCCCAUCCUCAAUUCUCGAUGAACUGAGGCCUGGUAUUUCCGCUCUAAUCUCAUCUACUGCCAUUGAAGUUGCCCAGGAACAGGCCUGAAGGAAGACUUCAUAAGCAAUGUCGAACAAUGCCUCUUAUGCAGUGACGCAGGUGAAAACAACCUCCACACCCUCAAAAACCACCUUCCACUUCGCAGCAGGUCUCUGUUCAGGACUAACGUCCUCAAUCCUCCUACAACCCGCGGACCUCCUCAAAACCCGCAUCCAACAAUCCCAGUCCGCAUCCCUCCUCCCAACCCUGAAAGCAAUCCUCUCAUCCCCGCAACCAAUCCGCGGACUAUGGCGCGGCACGCUCCCCUCCGCGCUGCGCACCGGCUUCGGCUCAGCACUGUACUUCACAAGCCUGAACUCGCUGCGCCAAAGCCUCGCCCAAACAGGGACGCCACUCGCCCUGGCCAACGGCCCUAAGAAUCCGACCAACACCAGCACCACCAGCGCAACUACAUCCUCCUCGUCCGCCCUCCCCAAACUCUCCAACACCGCCAACCUAGCCACGGGCGCCGCGGCGCGGGUGGCAGCGGGAUUCGUGAUGAUGCCAGUGACGGUGCUGAAGGUGCGAUACGAAUCGGACUUCUAUGCAUACCGCAGCCUGAUGAGCGCGGGGCGCGACAUCGUGCGCACGGAGGGCGUGCGCGGGCUGUUCUCGGGCUUCGGCGCCACGGCCGCCCGGGACGCGCCCUACGCCGGGUUGUACGUGCUGUUCUACGAGCAGUUGAAGCGUCAUCUGGCCUCGUUGGCCAGUAGUACCCCAUCAGAGAGUCAGCAACAACCACUUCGAUCGCCGUCGUCCUCAUCGAUUAACUUCGUCUCGGGAGGACUGGCCGCGGGUCUGGCCACGGCGAUCACGAAUCCUUUUGACGCGGUCAAGACGCGCCUGCAGCUUAUGCCGGGUCGGUACGGUAACAUGAUGCGUGCUGCCAGGCUGAUGGUCAGUGAGGACGGCGUGCGGAGCCUCUUCGGCGGGCUGGGUCUGCGUAUCACGAGGAAGGCUCUUAGCUCGGCGCUCGCCUGGACGGUCUACGAGGAACUGAUUCUCCGCGCUGAGGUCCAGUGGGCUGCGCAGGGUGAGUCGCGCUCUUAAAGCUGAUGAAGGAAAUCGAAUCUUGGUCUUUUCGGAAGCGCUUGCAUCUUAUCUUGUUUCCUCGGUUCCGAUUUUAUUUUUGGGUUUCCAUUACGAAAUACAUAGAUGAAGAAGAAGGGAGGCUCGAGCAAUCUUUUCUUUCAGCAUCAGAAUCAAUUGUAUCAUAUGUUGUUAUUAACUCCUUUGGAAAGGGAAAAGAGAAAAAAAAAUCCAUCACACAAAUCCC
This is a messenger RNA of Aspergillus homomorphus CBS 101889, 1635 nucleotides long. RefSeq names its product putative mitochondrial carrier protein. The coding region runs from base 387 to 1409 and encodes 340 amino acids. Gene Ontology annotation, cellular component: mitochondrion; mitochondrial inner membrane. Lineage: Eukaryota; Fungi; Ascomycota; Eurotiomycetes; Eurotiales; Aspergillaceae. The transcript has 2 exons. The record is from RefSeq and is a predicted model, not a curated record. Gene Ontology annotation, biological process: glycine import into mitochondrion. Gene Ontology annotation, molecular function: glycine transmembrane transporter activity.